This is a messenger RNA of Arabis nemorensis, 435 nucleotides long. NCBI's taxonomy places the organism in Eukaryota, Viridiplantae, Streptophyta, Magnoliopsida, Brassicales, Brassicaceae. The record is from the annotation of a GenBank genome assembly.
AUGACGUCCUCUGGUCCGGAUAGGAUUAUCAAAGAGGAUAGAGUAAAAACUUAUGUCCAAGAUAUCUUGAAAGAUCCGACAUGGCAGAAAUCGAGUUUGACUUUGGAACCAUCCCCUGUUAUUACUACAGAUCUAGAAAAAGGGAAAGGGAUAGUGUUUGGGUAUGAUAAGGCUGGAGAAAGUAAGCAAAGAGCUAGCAGAGGAGAUAAUGAGGGGAAGUUGUUAAAGACGGCCAUUGACUGUGGAAAUGCUAACUCUUGUAAGGAUAUGAAUCUAGAACUUCAAUCUGGUUUGGAACUGGCUAUCAUCGCCCCUUCUAAUCAAUUCUAUGAUUCUCCAACGGAUUACAUAACCGCAUCCUCGGAUGCUGGUUCUUCCGAGAAAUCUAUGAAAAGGGGAAACAGAAGUGAAGAGGAAAGCAGAGGGGGAAGUUGA